AUGACUCCGUUUCUUCCAAAGAAACGUGAGAAUGCUUCAUGUUCAGAAUUCGAAUUGGAUUUGAUUGAAUAUUUGGAUAGCUAUGGUGAUAAAUUAAAGCAUAUUCGAAAUAAAGUGAAGGAAUAUGACUUUUCAACUGUCAAGGCGAAAUUAAUUGCAUCAGUACCGGGUUAUCAUGUUAAUGAAAGAAUGGAACGAUUUGGGCACAUGAGGCUUAGGAAUGUUUUAAGACACGUCACUAUCCCGUUAUCAUGUAAACUUGAAAGUACCGUUAUAUGCCAAUUCUCCAGCGUCGGAUCACUAGGCAAAGACGAGAGUUGGUUGAUAAAUGAAUUCGCAGAUAGUCUAAAUCAUGCAAAAAAUCAAAAUCAAUGCAGUGACCCGGAAAUAAAAUUAAUCUAUCCAACUGUUGAGAAUGUUCGCGAUAGUUUGGAGGGAUGGGCGGCUGGUCGAGCAUUACCUUUUAGUCAUGAAAAUUAUUUAAAACAAAAAGUUUACAUGCAGAAAUAUUUGAAUAAAUGGAAGGCAAUUGAGGCCGGGAGAGAUCGUGCAAUGCCACAUAUCAAGACAUAUUCUCGAAUGAAAAUUUUGUCGAAUUUGUCAACAAAUAAUUCAGAUUCAAAUGCAGAUAUUGCAUGGUUUUUAUUGACCAGUAGCAAUUUAUCCAAAGCUGCAUGGGGCACUUUACAAAAGAAAGGCAAACAGUUGAUGAUACGAAGUUACGAGUUGGGUGUAUUAAUCUUUCCAGAAUUAUUCCAUAAAGUUGAAUUUACUUCGGUCCACCUAAUAAAUUCUAUUCCUCGUAAUUUAAAACCUACAUUACCAUCUUGUAACACCACUUCUUCAAAUUCAACUCUAUCUAAGAAAAGGAAUCGAUUGGAAGAAGGAGGAACAUUGAUAAUUCCUAUUCGUUUACCUUAUGACCUACCAUUAACACCAUAUAAUUUUCAAGGUGGUGAUGAAUGCUGGACAUGGAAUAUACCAAGAACUGAAACGGAUUGGCUAGGAAAUAUAUAUAGACCUUGA
This is a messenger RNA of Funneliformis mosseae, 1026 nucleotides long. The record is from the annotation of a GenBank genome assembly. NCBI's taxonomy places the organism in Eukaryota, Fungi, Glomeromycota, Glomeromycetes, Glomerales, Glomeraceae.